UGAUGCCCUGGGCUUGCUGAUGAACUAAAGUCAAAAUGACGAACCUGCCCCUCUAUGAGGGGCUGGGAUGGCAUAUACGUAUGGAUAAGAUUGUAUUUUCAUCAGACGCAUGGACAUGGAGUGAAAUAAAAUAAAAAAAGAAAAAAGAAAAAAGGGAAAAUCGGGAAAGUGCGCCAAAAAUCCUCAGCCACUUGCCAGUUUCUCUCCGCUUCUCUGGUAAUCCGACAGCCAUGGCAGCGAUUACUCAACGGAGCUUCUUCAAUCUCACCGCCUUCAAAUCCUUCACGGCGGAGGCCAGAACCCGCCGUGAGAAGAGAAAACUCGGAACUAACUCGGUGGUCAGAUGCUCCCAGACAUUGGAGGGAUCCGCGUCCGCCCAAAGUGUUACGGUGACAAACGGCAAGGAUUCCUUACUCAUCUGCCGAGUACUCAACGGAAUGUGGCAGACGAGCGGCGGAUGGGGGAGAAUCGACCGUGACGGCGCGGUGGAGGCAAUGCUCCGAUAUGCCGACGCCGGACUUUCAACCUUCGAUAUGGCCGACCACUAUGGACCUGCUGAAGAUUUGUAUGGCAUCUUCAUCAAUCGAGUUCGUAGAGAGCGACCGCCUGAACUCCUAGAGAGUGUAAGAGGGCUUACAAAAUGGGUGCCGCCGCCGGUGAAGAUGACUAGUAGCUACGUUCGGGAGAGCAUUAAUAUCUCACGAAAGAGAAUGGACGUGUCUUCUUUGGAUAUGCUUCAAUUUCACUGGUGGGAUUAUUCAAACCCUGGCUAUCUUGAUGCUCUAAAACACCUCACUGAUUUGAAAGAAGAGGGUAAAAUCAAGACUGUUGCUCUGACAAAUUUUGACACGGAAAGGUUACAAAUUAUUCUGGAAAAUGAUAUCCCUGUCGUGAGUAAUCAGGUUCAACACUCGAUUGUUGAUAUGAGGCCUCAACAAAAGAUGGCUGAGCUUUGUAAGCUCACAGGAGUUAAACUUAUAACGUAUGGAACUGUAAUGGGUGGCUUGUUAUCUGAAAAAUUCCUUGACACCAACUUAACCAUUCCUUUUGCUGGCCCUCCGUUAAAUACUCCCUCUCUGCAAAAGUACAAAAGGAUGGUUGAUGCAUGGGGAGGAUGGAGUUUGUUUCAAGUUCUGCUACAGACACUUAAGAGAGUUGCUUCAAAGCACGGGGUCUCGAUUCCAACUGUUGCUGUUAAAUACAUUCUAGAUCAGCCAGCUGUGGCAGGGUCGAUGAUUGGCGUUCGACUUGGGCUGUCGGAGCAUUUGAAAGACACAAAUGCCAUCUUUUCUCUUGCUCUUGAUGAGGAGGACGUAAACAGCAUAGAGGAAGUUUCCAGAAAAGGUAAGAAUCUUCUUAGAAUUAUUGGGGACUGUGGGGAUGAAUAUAGGCGUGCAUGACCUAGCAAUUGUGUUCUUAUUAUUUGACUGAUAUGAAACAUUACUUAAUAUUUGGUACAUUGAGAAUAUAUUGGAAAGAGUAAAUUUAUUCUAA
Messenger RNA from Momordica charantia (bitter melon), 1494 nucleotides. RefSeq names its product NAD(P)-linked oxidoreductase superfamily protein. Lineage: Eukaryota; Viridiplantae; Streptophyta; Magnoliopsida; Cucurbitales; Cucurbitaceae. The record is from RefSeq and is a predicted model, not a curated record.